AUGAAACCCUUUUUUGCCAUCCUGUCAUCUGCAUUUGAGGCAGAGCACCAAGCAAUCGAGGCUGCAGAGGUGCAGGAGGCGGCUCAAGUAGACAUUGAGGGCGAUGACGACCUGAAUGUUGAGAUUCAUUGCUUCGACGGCCUCAAGGAGAGCCCGCUCCUCCAUGCCAGCGACUUCGAGAUGAUAGUCGGCCUCCUCGAUAGCAAGAGGGCAGAAGGCUUUCGCUCGGAGUGCGCCAGGCUCGUGGCAGACUUCCUUGGCAAGGUCAAGGGACCGAGGGUCGUGGAGGACCUCAAGCAGCUGAUCAUCCACGGGGAGCUAGGCUUGGGCGAGGACAUGAAGAUUAGGAAGACGAGCGAGACCCCACCACGCGUGAGUGUCGUGGACGUCAUCCGCGAGGUGGCCGGGUCUAUCAACCCAUAUCAAAGUUGGGAGAACCUCAAAUCGCAAAAUCCAGAAGUCCUCCAAUCGGUGGAGGACUUCAAAUUUGAGGGCCAUGGCCAGCGCCCAACCGCGGUCAACUGUGCACGAGGCCUGGUGACCAUCAUCAAUCUCCUCGCAAAAAGAACAAUACAUUUAUGA
Klebsormidium nitens is the source of this 582-nucleotide messenger RNA. Lineage: Eukaryota; Viridiplantae; Streptophyta; Klebsormidiophyceae; Klebsormidiales; Klebsormidiaceae. The record is from the annotation of a GenBank genome assembly.